This is a messenger RNA of Eimeria necatrix, 3837 nucleotides long. Its product is annotated as ribosomal protein L15, putative. Bases 1 to 3837 code for a protein of 1278 amino acids. Lineage: Eukaryota; Apicomplexa; Conoidasida; Eucoccidiorida; Eimeriidae. Gene Ontology annotation, molecular function: structural constituent of ribosome. Gene Ontology annotation, biological process: translation. The record is from RefSeq and is a predicted model, not a curated record. Gene Ontology annotation, cellular component: mitochondrial large ribosomal subunit. The transcript is spliced from 7 exons.
AUGGCUCUCCAUCCCUUCAUGCCAAUGUCUCGGCGGCAGCAGCAGCAGCAGCUCCUGGUGCUGCUGCUGUUGCUGCUGCUGCUGCUUCCUGCUGCUGCAGCAAGGCGGGGACAGGGCUGCGCAGGGGGCCCCCAGCUUUGCUUCCUAAGCAGCAACCUGCUGCUGCUGGGGGCCCCCAUGGGGGCCCCCAUGGGGGGCCCCCGGGGGGCCCCCCACCCCCACUGGGGGGCCCCCAUUCGACAGUGUGAAUUCGAUAGAGGGUCCAGCAGCAGCAGCAGCAGCAGCAGCAGCAGCAGCAGCAAACUGCUGCAUGCAGCAGCAGGAACCCCGGAAGGAGAUGUAGGUCCGUUGGAUGGAGGAGAGGCCAGCAGCAGCAGCAGCGGCUGCAACAGCAGCAGCUGCAGCAGCAGCAACGGCAGCAGCAGCAACUGCAGCAGCAACGGCAACAGCAGUGCACAGCCCCAAACAGAGUUGGAAGCUCCUCAGCAGCAGCAGCAGCAGCAGCAGCAGCAGCCGUCGGAGUCUGCUGAAGUGCCCUCAGAGCAGCAGCAAGACGCAGCAGCAGCAGCAGCAGCAGCAGCAGCAGCAGAAAGCGCUGCUGCUGACUACGACCCGAUAGCAGCAAAAGAAGCUGCGUCUCUGGAAGCAGCAGCAGCAGCAGCAGGUGUCUCCUUGUCUGCUGUCCAUUCGCUGCUGCAGCUUCACCGCCUUUCCUUUUCCACCUUUCUGACCCCAAAGAGCAGCAGCAGCAGCAGCAGCAGCAGCAGCAGCAGCAGCAGCAGCAGCAGCAGCAGCAGCAGCAGCAGCAGCAGCAGCGGCGAGGAGCCCUCGCUGCUGUCGCUGUGCGUGCCUUCUGCUGCUGAGUUCAUGAAGGGCCAGGCGCUGCUGCAGCCUGCUGCUUGUGCUGCAGCAGCAAAUUAUCAGCAGCAGCAGCAAAAAAGAAAAAGAGACAGAGAGAGACACAUGCAGUGGCGUCGUGCUGCUGCUGCUGCGCUGCAGCAGCGGCUGCGGGUUUCGAUGGCAGCUUUUGCUGCUGAGGAAGACCGCUUUGCGCCGUACGACCCCGUUGCUGCUGCUGCAGCAGCGAGGCAGCAGCAGCAGCAGCAGCAGCAGCAGCAGCGGCUGCUGCUGCGGAAGCAAAAAAUGUGGUGGAUCCCCACCAGAACUAUUAAGGCCAGAAGGGCGAGGCGAGCAGCAGCAAAGCGGCUGAAGCAGAAGCUGCUGCUGCAGCAGGCAGCAGCAGCACGCAGGCUCCGCAAGCAGCAGCAGCAGCAGCAGGGAGAGGACCCAGCAGCAGCAGCAGCAGCAGCAGCAGCAAUGCGCGCAGAGGACCUGACGCAGCAGCAAAAGGAAGCAAUUAUUAUGCAGCGGCUGCAGCACCAAAGGGCUGUAUUGGGCCUGAGGCCCCUGGGGGCCCCCGGGGGGCCCCCCGGAACCCCAGCAGCAGCAGCAGCAGCAGCAGCAGCAGCAGCAGCAGAAGCAGCAGCAGCAGACUUUUACGUCAAAGAGUCCGUGCGCAUUGCUGACGCCUUUCACAAAAUCACAGAUGACAUGGAGCGCGCGAGCGUCGCUGUGUACGGAGAGCUGCUGGCAAUUGAAGAAGACAAAAGUUUGUCUUUUGAAGAAAAAGAAAAAAAGUCUUUAAAGCCUCGCCAAAGACUUCGGCAGCUGCAGCAGCCCUUCGUGCUGCAGCAGCUGCCCCUCCUCUACCGCGCGCACCUCCUCAUGGGCCUGCCGGGGCCUCCUUCCUACACACACCUAAACCCUUUGCUGCCAGCAGACGCCCAAGACCCCCCUGAGGCCCCGGGGCCCUUUGUGGGGCCCCCGAGGCCCCUUAGUUGCUGCUGGAAGUCUCCAGUGGCUGAUUUCCCAGUAGUUCCCUUUUACUCAAACCCUCAGCAGCAGCAGCAGCAGCAGCAGCAGCAGCAGCAGCUGCAGCAGGUGCCGUUUGUGCGGGGCCACCGACCCCCGCUGCAGGCCCCGAAGCCGUCGGACCUGCCGCGGUCGCGCUGCGGAGCUGCAGCAGCAGCAGCAGCAGCAGCAGCAGCAAGCAUUGCAGCGCAGCAGCACCUCCCGCCCCCUCCCCCAGAGCUGCCGCAGCAGCAGCAGCCCACUGAGGCCAUUGUGUGGGACAUGCGCGUCAGAAAGUGGUGGCGGGGGGCCUUUUACAGGCAGCAGCACCGGCAGCUGCAGCAGCAAGAGCAGCAGCAGCAGCAGCCAGAGCAGCAGCAGCAGCAGCAGCAGCAAGAGCAGCAGCAGCAGCGGCAAGAGCAGCAGCAGCAGCAAGAGCAGCAGCAGCAGCAAGAGCAGCAGCAGCAGCAAGAACAGCAGCAACAGUCAACGAGCAGCAGCAACGCCGACGCCUCCGACAGCAGCGAGAGCAGCAGCAGCAGCAGCAGCAGCAGCAGCGGCAGCAGCAGCAGCAAGGAGACGCAAGGGGAGGAAGGGUGUGGGGCCCCACAGUCUUUAGCCGAGCAGCAGCAGAUUAUUUACGGCCGCAAAAUCGCCAAGGCAAUAAACUCUAACGAAGGCGCAACACACGAGUGGAAGUUCACGCAGCUGGGCGCGGGGCGGCGAGUGGGCGAGUUUGUCUUUGGACCUGACAAGUUGCUGCCAGCAAAACAAAAAAGCAAAAGAAGACUCGGAAGAGGAGACGGCAGCAGCAAAGGGGGUUCUGCGGGCCGCGGCUGCAAGGGGCAGAAGGCGCGCAGCGGCAGCAGCAAAAGGAUCGGGUUCGAGGGAGGGCAAAUGCCGCUGUACCGGCGGCUGCCGAAGUUUGUGGGGCGGCAGCUGGGCCCUGGACAUCAGCAGCAAUACAGGCAGCAGCAGCAGCAGCUGCUGCCGCUGCAUAAGUUGAAUUGCUGCAGCGAAGGAGAAACUGUUGACUGGCAGCAGCUGCUGCUCAAGGGGGUUUUCCUUGGCAAAUACAAAAGGGAUUGCCCUGUGAAGGUUGUGGGGCCCCCCUUGAGCCGCAAACGGCUCGGGCCAGAUGGAGAUGGGACCCUAAAGGUCAGAAAUCUGACAGUCAAAGCGCAUGCAUUCACUCGCCCUGCAGCACGGGCCAUAAUUCGAAUGGGCGGCCGCUGUCUGCUGCUGCAGCCGAAGACCCACGACAGAGUGGUGGCUGUGUUUGACCCUGACAGCCCUGCGCCUCGUGUGUCUGCUGCUGCUGCUGCUGCUGCUGCUGAGGCUGCUGCUGCUGCUGCUGGCCCUGCUGCUGCUGCUGCGGAGGGCGCAGCAGCAGCAGCAGAAGACGGCGAGGCCCACGUGUACAAACUGCAGCGUGCUGCUGGCAUGUCGCUGCAGCAGAUCUUGAUGCUGCGGCGGCGCGCGCUGUACCUGCAGCUGCAGCGGCUGCAGCAGCGGCUGCUGCAGUGCAGCAGCAAGUUGCUGCUGAGCCCCCAAAAGGGAAAAUACCAAAGACGCAAAGACAACUUAGCAGCAAGAGUUGAGAAGCUGCAGCAGGACCUCAAGGAGGUUGAGGCGGACUUGCAGGCCGCAGUGGACACCAGGCUCGUGCCCUCUGGCGAGCAGCAGCAGCAGCAGCAGCAGCAGCAGCAACAGCAGCAGCAGCAGCAGCAGCAGCAGUGGGAAGAUGGGGGGCCCCCGCUGCCGACGCUGCGGAAAAUCCCUCGCCGUAUUGUGCAUGAUGGCCGUUUGCCUAAGAAGCAAAGAGACUUCAUCAGGUCAGCAGCUGCAGCAGCAGAAGCUGCAGCAGCAGCAGCUGCUGCACAAGCAGCAGCAGCAGCAGCAGCUGCACAAGCAGCAGCAGUUGCAGCAGCAGCAGCACUAACUGCAGCAAAUGGGGGUAUAGGCAUAGGAAGUUGGGAUGUAUAG